Mugil cephalus (flathead mullet) is the source of this 6739-nucleotide messenger RNA. RefSeq names its product cell surface glycoprotein 1-like. Lineage: Eukaryota; Metazoa; Chordata; Actinopteri; Mugiliformes; Mugilidae. The record is from RefSeq and is a predicted model, not a curated record. The transcript has 5 exons. The coding region runs from base 2028 to 6254 and encodes 1408 amino acids.
AAAGAGAGGAGGGGAGGGAGGGGGGGAGAAUAGAGUAUUUUGUUAUUGUCCAAUCAGAGGGUGACAGUAUGUAUAUAUCUAUAUUGUAUAUAUGUGAUGAAAAUGCGUUGGCUUUUUGUGUGACACUACCUUUUACCUGUACUAUGGUUCUACAUUCAGUGUUUCAGUGUUGAUAAUAUAUAUUUGGUUUGUGUUUUGUGUUUUGUUUCUCAGUUUUUUUUUUUUUGAUUAUGUCUUCGUCAUUUCUUGUAAUUUUGUUUUUUUUUUCCUAUUUGUCUUUUGUUUUUGUUUGUUCUGUUUUGUUUAUUGCACGGUUUAUUACUUUCGUUGUCCAAUGAGGUGACACAGCUACUCUUUGUAUUCGUUUAGUGCUGUAAAAUAACUCAAGUGUUAUUAGAAUUGUCGAUACCACCGCCCACCCCACCCCCUUCCCCAAUAUGCAUGAAUGGCACUUAAAGAAAUAAAAUAUGGUAACUUCACUGUGGAAUCAUGUGGUGUUUGAGAUUUUUUCUCUAAGGAUGUAUUCUCCUGUCGUACACGGUCAGGCAUAACAUCAUGACCACUUACAGGUGGAGUGAAUAUCUCUUCAUCACAGAACCUGUCAGUGGGUUAUGACCAGUACAACAUUUUAUUCCCAAAGUUCGUGUGGUAGAAGCAGGAAAAAUGGUGAAGUGUAUUCUCUGAACACCGUGUGGCUUCCUGUCAAAAAGCAAAAAUGUUUCAGGGGUGGUUCGAGAAGCACAACAACAACUUUAAGGUUUUGACUGGUAAUUCCCCUGAUCUCAAUCCAAUAUACUGAUACUAACAAGUAUAGUAGUGAUUCAUGAUACAUGGGAAAUUGUUAAUAAAUCACAGGGAUAAAUAAAGCCAGUAUUAAUUGUAGAACAGCUUAGUGGGAUUACAGUUGGCUCAUGAAGUUCAUGUUUAAGAAUAGACGGGAGCAUCUAGGUAGAAUAAUAUGUCAGCAAUGAUAGCAGUUACACACCCAUCAGGCUUAACAUUGUGACCAUCUUCCAAAAUGCAAAUUGCAGGUUUGGUACUUGCUCGGGGCACACUGCAAAACAUGAAGCAAAAAAUCCUUGUGUCAAAGAAAUACAUCUUGUAUUUUGUUCAGAGACAAGACCUUGGUGCUUAUUUUAAGAAGUUUUGUCAAAGCAAAAACCUUAAUAUAAGAUGAUUUGAUUGAAUAUAAGAAUACUUUGCUUCUUUCUAGUAAUGUUGUUUUUGCAGUGCCCCACAACCAUGGGCAGGGCAGGUGGUGAACCUGGGACCCUUCGGCCCAAAAACGAGAUGCAGAAUCUCAUUCACCUCCCUCUCACUCCUGUUUUUUCCCCCACCUGUCACCUCCCCUAUGGAGGGAUUAGAAGUAGGGCUAGGUAUAUUUAUUGAGAUCCCAUUAUGUACAUCCAUUUGCAUUUGUAUUUUUCCAUGUGUUUUAGUUGUUUUGUAAUAGUUUGAGCCCUGUGAUAUUGAUAUUGGUGUGCACUGCAAACAGCUUAUUUAAGAGACCUGUUGAGAUGGUCUGUAUAAAACUGAUGAAUGAAGGUGUAAAGUGUUGUCGUGAUAAAGCGAAUAUUUUUCCUUCUGCAUCUAUGGUGUGUGGCGAAACUUUUUUCUCACAUUUUUAUGGUUUCGCCUGCACCAACAGUAAGAAAAACUGAGCUGUGCAGGGCACUCCAAUUUUUUACACAUUUGAUUGUGUAGGUCUUCCUUUCUGUAGCAGCAACAAAAGACAUCCAUGUAUAUUUACUCAGAACCAGUCAUACAUUGUGUAGCUUCACACAACUUCACUUUUCAGAAAGUACUCAGUGACAGAGGACUAGGUGUGCAGCCUUACCAAAGAAAUCCACGUGACCAGAUCUCAGAAGGUUCCCACAACCCUCCGAGCUGCCUUCUAAUGUUUCCAAGUGGUUGUGUGUUAAGUAUGUCCGUGCUGACACCACACAUGAGCCUCCCCACUGUGGGAUAUUCUUUUUCAACACGAGCACCAGAGUCACUCAGACUUAGAAUGAAAGGACUCUGACAACAUGGACAAGUUUAAAGCUUUCUUUUUGUUGCUGCUGACCCUGACCCUGAAUGUCCAGCUAUCCUCAUCAGCACCGAUGUUUGGUGCAUUUGCUGAAGAACCAAGUCUAGAGGGACUCACAUCAGUAGAGGAAGAAGAAUCUGAAGAGAAACACAUUCCAGUUGUUCCAGAGGAAACAGCUCUAUCUCGUGAGAAACAACCUGCCGAAGAAGUCAUUCCAGUUACGGACAAAGAACCAGAACCUGCUCCUAUAGAAGCUGUCUCUGAAGAGGCAUCUCCAGAUAUAAGUACAGCAGAGGUUACCGCAGCAACUCCUCCAGAGACCGAAUCUCCAGAAGAGCACAAUGAGGAGGAGUCAGCUCCAGAAAUUCCACCAAUCUCAGUCAUUCCUUUAGAAGCUUCAGAGGAUGAGGCUCCAGAGAACGGUGCAGAAGCUGAACUUCUUCCUAUUACACCAAAAAAAGAGACUUCUGUCAUCCCUGCAGAACCUCAGACAGGAGAGGCAGCUGAAAUACAGCAGCCAGAUCCAGAAGAACAAAAAGAUACAAUCGCUGUUAUUUCUGCAGACACCAACGAAGAGGAAGAGGAACAUAUAACAGAAGAAGAACCAGUUGGUGGUGAAGGUGAAGAUCUAGGAGAAACACCACCCGAACAUCCUGCUGUGGAGGAUUUAGUCCCUAUUAUUCCUACCAUGGCUUCAGAAGAUGACGUCCCCGAGGACAACAAAGGGACUCCAGAAGGAAACACUGAAGAAGACUCUGCUACUGGAGAAGGAAGUCUUCCAAGUACACCAGAAGAUGAAGACUCUCUUGUCCCAGUUCCUGUAGAACAUGAGGCAGAAGGUGAAGGUCAGGAAAUAACAGGACCACAAGAACCUCCUGUGGACGUCUCGGCUCCAGAAGCAACAAUCCCUAUUGUUCCUGGUGAGGCUUCAGAAGAUGAAGCUUCAGAGGACAAUGCAGAUGCUCCAGAGUUAAUAUUACUGACAGACCCUGAGGACAACACAGAAGGUGAACAUCUUCCUAGUACACCAGAAAAAGAGACUUCUGUCAUCCCUGCAGAACCUCAGACAGGAGAGGGAGCUGAAAUACAGCAGUCAGAUCCAGAAGAACAAAAAGAAACAAUCCCUGUUAUUUCUGCAGACACCAACGAAGAGGAAGAGGAACUAACAGAAGACGAAGCAGUUGGUGGUGAAGUGGCAGAGGAAAACACUGAAGAGGACCCUACUACUGGAGAAAGUCUUCCAAGUCUUCCAAGUACACCAGAAGACGAAAACUUUUUUGUCCCAGUUCCUGUAGAACAUGAGGCAGAAGGUGAAGGUCAGGAAAUAACAGGACCACAAGAACCUCCUGCGGACGUCUCAGCUCCAGAAGCAACAAUCCCUAUUGUUCCUGAUGAGGCUUCACAAGAUGAAGCUUCAGAGGACAAUGCAGAUGCUCCAGAGUUAAUAUUACUGACAGACCCUGAGGACAACACAGAAGGUGAACAUCUUCCUAGUACACCAGAAAAAGAGACUUCAAUCAUCCCUGUAGAACCUCAGACAGGAGAGGGAGCUGAAAUACAGCAGUCAGAUCCAGAAGAACAAAAAGAAACAAUCCCUGUUAUUUCUGCAGAUACCAACGAAGAGGAAGAGGAACAUAUAACAGAAGACGAAGCAGUUGGUGGUGAAGGUGAAGACCUGGGAGAAACAGCACCCGAACAUCCUGCUGUGGAGGAUUUAGUCCUUAUUAUUCCUGGCAAGACUUCAGAAGAUGAAGCUCCAGAGGACAAUGAAGGUGCUCCAGAAAAGAUGAUAGUGAUAGACCACAAUGCCAAUGCAGGGGAUGAGGUUCCAGAUCAAAUGGGGCCUGUAGAAGAAGAAACAACAGCAGAAGAAUCAGCCCCUGAGGAUUCUGUUAUUCUUCCUGCUACUGAUGAAGAAUGCAAAGAAGAAGAAGCUGCUGCCAUCUUUCCCAUAGAACUUCAGACUGAAGGAGAAGAUGAACUGGAAACUGCUGCAGAGGGAAAAACACUGCAAGAGUCUGUAGAAGAUCUGUUUGUCAUUGAUAUUUCAGAAGAAGAGCCAGUAGCUCCAAAAGAAAACACUGAAGAAGAGGAGCCUGUUACUGGAGAAAAAAGUCAUCCAAGUACACCAGAAGAAGAGGACUCUCUUGUCUCAGUUCCUGUAGAACAUGAGGCAGAAGGUGAAGGUCAGGAAGAAACAGCACCACAAGAACCUCCUGUGGACGUCUCAGCUCUAGAAACCACAAUCACUAUUGUUUCAGAGGAUGAUGCAGAUGCUUCAGAGUUAAUAUUACUGAGAGACCCUGAGGACAACGCAGAAGGUGAACAUCUUCCUACCACACCAAAAGAUGACAUAUCCGUUGUUGUCUUUCCUAUAGAGCUUGAGACAGAAGUAGAAGAUCAAGUAGAAGCUGCUGCAGAGGAAACAACUCCACAAGAAUCAACUGGAGAAGAUCCGGUUGUCGUUGUUCUUACUAAUGAAGAAAAAGAAACCACUGCAACUGCAGCAAGUGCAACAGAAGAUGUUGCUCAGGAGGGACCUGUCCCUGUAGUGGCAGAGGAAAACACUGAAGAGGACCCUACUACUGGAGAAAGUCUUCCAAGUCUUCCAAGUACACCAGAAGACGAAAACUUUUUUGUCCCAGUUCCUGUAGAACAUGAGGCAGAAGGUGAAGGUCAGGAAAUAACAGGACCACAAGAACCUCCUGCGGACGUCUCAGCUCCAGACGCAACAAUCCCCAUUGUUCCUGAUGAGGCUUCACAAGAUGAAGCUUCAGAGGACAAUGCAGAUGCUCCAGAGUUAAUAUUACUGACAGACCCUGAGGACAACACAGAAGGUGAACAUCUUCCUAGUACAACAGAAAAAGAGACUUCCAUCAUCCCUCCAGAACUUCAGACAGGAGAGGCAAGUGAAAUACAGCAGUCAGAUCCAGAAGAACAAAAAGAAACAAUCCCUGUUAUUUCUGCAGACAUCAGUGAAGAGGAAGAGGAACAUAUAAAAGAAGAUGAACCAGUUGGUGGCGAAGGUGAAGAUCUAGGAGAAACAGCACCAGAAGAUCCUAAUGUGGAGGAUUCAGUCCUUAUUAUUCCUUCCAUUACUUCAGAAGAUGAAGCUCCAGAGGACAAUGAAGGUGCUCCGGAAAAGAUGAUAGUGAUAGACCACAAUGGCAAUGCAGAGGAUGAGGUUGCAGAUCAAAUGGGGCCUGUAGAAGAAGAAACAACAGCAGAAGAAUCCCCCCCUAAGGAUUCUGUUGUUAUUUUUCUUCCUACUGAUGAACCCAAAGAAGAAGAAGCUUGUGCCAUCUUUCCCAAAGAGCUUCAGAUUGAAGGAGAAGAUGAAUUGGAAACUGCUGCAGAGGAGUCAACACUGCAAGAAUCUGUAGAAGAUCUGUUUGUCAUUGAUAUUUCAGAAGAAGAGCCAGUAGCUCCAGAAGAAAACACUGAAGAGGACCCUACUACUGGAGAAGAAAGUCAUCCAAGUACACCAGAAGAAGAGGACUCUCUUGUCCCAGUUCCUGUAGAACAUGAGGCAGAAGGUGAAGGUCAGGAAGAAACAGCACCACAAGAACCUCCUGUGGACGUCUCAGCUCCAGAAGCAACAAUCCCUAUUGUUCCUGAAGGGGCUUCAGAAGAUGAAGUUUCAGAGGACAAUGCAGAUGCUUCAGAGUUAAUAUUACUGACAGACCCUGAGGACAACACGGGAGGUGAACAUCUUCCUACUACACCAGAAGAUGACAUAUCUGUUGUUGUCUUUCCAAUAGAGCUUGAGACAGAAGUAGAAGAUCAAGUAGAAGCUGCUGCAGAGGAAACAACACUACAAGAGUCAGCUGGAGAAGAUCUGGUUGUCAUUGUUCUUACUAAUGAAGAACAAGAAACCACUGCAACUGCAGCAAGUGCAUUAGAAAAUGUUGUUCAGGAGAGACCUGUCCCAAAAGCUCCAGAAGAAAACAAUGAAGAGGACCCUGCUAUUGGAGAGGAAAGUACACCAGAGGAAGAAGUCUCCCUUGUCCAAGUUCCUGCAGAACCUGAGACAGAAGGUGAAAGUCAGAAGGAAGCAGCUCCAGAAGACCCGAUCAUCCAGCACAAAGCUGAAGAUUUUAAUGUUGCAGCUACAAUGAAAAAUAAUGAUCCUGUAGGUCCACUGAAUGGAGGAACGAUGCUCGGAGCAGCGCUCUUGACACAGAUGUCUUUAAUCAUUAUUGGAUUUGUUGGGACAAACAUAUAAGACAUUAAGGUGGAUGUGUGAAUGGAUUUAACAAUCACCUAAGAAACCGAAGCACUGUGAAGAAGAAGUUUCAACUAAAACUUUUUUGGCUGAAGCAGUAAAUUCUCACUGUCCAGUUCCUUCAAGGACGGAAGACUGAUCUUUCCAGGAAUCCUCAAAUUAUGGAAAGAUGUGCGAUGUUUCUUGAAUCAGUGUUGGAAGAAGAACAAUUUUAAGAACUUAAAUAAAAAAUAACAAUACCUCAAUGUAAAUAUACUCUAGUGGAAGUCUUGCAUUGACAGCAUAGAAAUAAUUAUUAGCAGCCUAAUGUUGCAUGAAUAGAUUGUAAGUGAGCUCCUCAAACAUAGAAAUUAUGACUUUAUUGUCUGACCAUUUAAGCUGUAACAAACUAUGCAAUGAUAUAUUUUGUAUAAUAUCUAUCUAUCAAAAAUUCGUUGUUGUUUUGUUGAAACUGUUGAAGGUGGUUAAUAAAAGAGUUAAGUACA